AUGGCGGGCGCGGGGAGAGACGACGAUGACGGCGGCGAGGAUUUGAGCGCGAUCGUCGAGGCGGAAGAGGACGCGGUCGAUCGGAGCGUGCAUCCGAGCGGGAUCGUGCCGGUUUUACAGAACAUCGUGGCGACGGUGAACUUGGAUUGCAAGCUCGACCUGAAGACGAUCGCGUUUCACGCGAGAAACGUGGAGUACAACCCAAAGCGUUUCGCGGCGGCGAUCAUGCGGAUCCGGAACCCGAAGACCACGGCGUUGAUCUUCAGUUCAGGUAAGAUGGUGUGCACGGGUGCCAAGACGGAGGCGCUCGCGCGCGAGGCGGCGAGGAAGUACGCCAAGGUCAUCAUCAAGCUGGGUUUUCCCGCGCAAUUCAAGGAUUUUAAAAUUCAAAACAUGGUGGGGUCGUGCGACGUGCAGUUCCCGAUUCGAUUGGAGGGUCUGGCGUGGCAACACGGGCACUUCGCCCAGUAUGAGCCCGAGCUCUUUCCCGGUUUGAUUUACCGCAUGCAAAUGCCGAAGAUUGUGCUCUUGAUCUUCGUCUCCGGGAAGAUCGUCCUGACUGGCGGCAAGCGCCGAGAAGAUAUAUACCAGGCGUUCGAGAAUAUAUACCCAGUGCUCACGGAGUUCAAAAAGUUGGCGCAACCGGAGGAGGGCGCAACCGCGGCGCUUCCGGCGGCAAAGUGA
Ostreococcus tauri is the source of this 684-nucleotide messenger RNA. RefSeq names its product Beta2-adaptin/TBP, C-terminal domain. Gene Ontology annotation, biological process: DNA-templated transcription initiation. Lineage: Eukaryota; Viridiplantae; Chlorophyta; Mamiellophyceae; Mamiellales; Bathycoccaceae. The record is from RefSeq and is a predicted model, not a curated record. The transcript is spliced from 3 exons. Gene Ontology annotation, molecular function: DNA binding; RNA polymerase II general transcription initiation factor activity. The coding region runs from base 1 to 684 and encodes 227 amino acids.